AUGUUCUCAUUUUAUGUUUUAAUCGAGGAGCAUCUUUGUAACAAGUUCAAUUAUGACAAGGUACAGGAUGCAAAUUCUGAAAUACUAAUAAAGCAUGUGCUUGAUUAUUUGGAUACUCUAUUUAAGAAAAGAAUAUUGCCAUUAUAAGAUAUAAGAAAUGGUUUGUUAGCUUUUUAAUUGACUGCAAAGGAAUAGGCUCUUGAAUACUUGCCAUUAAUUGAAAAUAUUGAACGAGUUUUCAAACCAGAUAUGUAGCUUAAUAAAGUUCAAUAUUAAAAUUAUGAGAGAUUUAUCAAUAUGAAUAACUUGCCUAAAAAGCAUACAAUCUAUCACCUUGAGGAAGUCUAGUUUUAAGACAACAGACCUUAAUCUUUAGUUCUUAAGACACUGGAUAACGAUCUCAAGGAUAAAGUAUUUAGAUAUGAGGGCUAAGUAAAUAAAGAAGGGAACUAGCAUACCUUUGGCGUACAUUAAUUCUAGAAGUCUGACCUAAAGGAAUCGCUUAUUAAAGCAAAUAGAAGUAUUUAUGAAAUCUAGCUCAGGAAGUAGGAACUAAUUGAUACAAUUGAGUAAGAAAAAACAAAAAAAAUGCUAAAGUAAUAGAAUUUGAAGCAAUCUCUACUUCUUGAACAGUCAGAGAAUUACAAAAUAUUUUAAAGGUAAGAGACCCCAAAACCUCUAACAUAGGAGGAAAUAAAAAAAUAAAAAGAGGAGGAAGAUGAUAAAAAAUUAAGAGAUUAAUAUGGUCUACUUUCCUAAGCCUAAAGAAUUAUGAUUAAGCUUUUGUAAAGAAAGGAUAUUGGAAAAGUUAUCAAGUCUCCUUAAAAGUAAGUCAAGAAGGUUGAGGUUUACUAUAAGGAGCCUGAGAAAGAUUGUCAGAUAUGUGAAAUGACAAGUAAUAUGUAGAAUAAUAAUGAACUUAGGUAAUCAAAGAGAAAUUUGAAAGAAUUCUUCCAAAGACCUUAAAGUAUAUAGAAAAGGAAUUUGAUUGAAGAACUUGACCAAUAGAAUACACUCAGAUUGAAGCUUAAGACUAUCAAGCCAGCUUCCUCAGUAUAAUCCUUUUAGAGUACACUUAGUACAUAAGAAUUCACUAAUAAAGCAUAAAGUAAAAAAAAGAGCGAGAAAAGCUUGUUUGCUGUAGAUAGACGGCUUAUGACAGAGGCACAGACUGAAAGAAUAAACACCUCUUUUACUAGAGAAUCUAACUUAACAAACACAUAAUCUGCUUAAAAAAUUGGAGUCCAUCCAUUUUCUCGAACUGUACUUCAACCAUACAAAUAGAUCAAGAUUAUCAAUAAAGACCUACUUAAGAAAUAAAAUAUAACCUCAUCUUAACACAAUUAGAGCAUAAUAAAGUCUGCUGGUGAUCUUAAUUAGCAUCAAAACUUCACCUUUAUGGGAAGAAAUAAUAAAUUCAUAGAGAAGAGGAAUUCUUAUAGUCACAAUUAAACUUAUAGAAAGAAAUUUCCAUUUGAUAAAAAGGUCUCAUUUUCAGGACCCUCGAUAGUUAAAAUAGUAUGA
Messenger RNA from Stylonychia lemnae, 1524 nucleotides. NCBI's taxonomy places the organism in Eukaryota, Ciliophora, Spirotrichea, Sporadotrichida, Oxytrichidae. The record is from the annotation of a GenBank genome assembly.